AUGUCAUUAUCUUUCUUAUCAAAUGAAAAUAAUACCGAGACAUUUAAUAUAACAAAAAGAACUACAAUCAAAUUAACAACAUCAAUAAUACUUGAUAAUGAAAAUAUAUGGCAUGAUAUUAAAUCAUUUUUCAAUCUUCAAAAUUCAUUAAUUUUACUUUCAAUAAUUUGUAUAAUAUUUUUCUUCUUUUUAUUAUGUCUUAUGUUUAUUCUAAUAAAAUUAAUGAAAAAAAAACGUUUAUAUAAAAAACAAAUUAAAUCACAAAUAAAAAAUUAUACAGAUAUGAAUUUUCCAUUUCAAACAAAAAAAUCUUCAUCUCCUAUUCAAAUGGGUUUAACAUCAAAUCAAAUAACAUCACGUGGAAAUAUUAUUUCAAUAAAUAAAGAUUCUUCAUCAACAAUUAAUCCUACACAAAGUGAUAAUAAACGAAUAUGGAAUGAUGAAAAAUCAAACACAAUAAAUCCAUCGCUAACAAAUAAUGAUGAAAUUGAAACAGUUAAUGAAGUUCUUGCAAUGGAAGAACGUAAUGGAAAAAUGUAUUAUAAAGUUAAUUUUACUGGUCAUUCACCUGAUUAUACAGCUUGGGUUUGUGAAGAAGAUUUAAUACCUGAAUAA
Messenger RNA from Rotaria sordida, 615 nucleotides. The record is from the annotation of a GenBank genome assembly. Lineage: Eukaryota; Metazoa; Rotifera; Eurotatoria; Philodinida; Philodinidae.